AUGGAAACAUUAGAUUAUAGAUGGAAUGAUAAAAUUGAAAACUUUAACUUGAAAAUAAAUAAAUUGAGAAAUGAAAUAAAUGAUUUCAAGAAAAAUUCUAUUAAUGCUUACUCUUUAAAAAAUAAAAAUGUGUACUUUUCUAAACUGAAUAAUAAUGUAAAAAGGAGGGAAUUAAUAAAUAUAAAUAAUUAUGAAGUAAGAAAUUAUUUAAAUAAAACAAAUAAUACUACAUAUAUUCUAAAAGACGAUAAAAAUAGUAAGAUGGUUAAUGUUAUUUUUCCUACAUCUAAAAACACAUCCAAUAAAAUUAUUAAAACUAAUGAUAGAAAGUUUUGUGAAAACAAAAGUUUAACAAAAUUUAAUUUAAGAAAUAAAAGAAAAAAUGAAAAAGUUAUUAAAAUUAAUGAAAAGAGAUGGUUAAUUGCAACAAAACAUGCCAAAGUUAAAAAACUAGAUACUACAGAAAAAGAGAAUUUGGAAAAUAAAAAAAGUGGAAAAAAUAGAUUUUUGUAUUUAGAAGGAGAAGAAGGAAAUUUGCAUGUGUAUCCGGUUUACUCUGACUCCGAAGUUGGUUUUGAAAGUAUAUCACAAAUAGAGGAUGAAAGUUUAUCAAAAAUAAAAAAAGAAAAUCAGGAUGAUGAUGAUAUAGAAACUACAAAACAUCUAGCUCAGUGGAGUUCCGAUUUAGUGCAUAAAUAUCUUUUAGAAGCUAUUGAAAAUACUAAAUUGAUUUUUAAAUGUUCAAAUGUAAAAUGUCGACAUGAAGAAAUAUUUAAAAGAAUACAAUCAUAG
This is a messenger RNA of Plasmodium gallinaceum, 792 nucleotides long. RefSeq names its product conserved Plasmodium protein, unknown function. The transcript has 3 exons. Bases 1 to 792 code for a protein of 263 amino acids. NCBI's taxonomy places the organism in Eukaryota, Apicomplexa, Aconoidasida, Haemosporida, Plasmodiidae. The record is from RefSeq and is a predicted model, not a curated record.